Molecule: messenger RNA, 3915 nt
Organism: Penicillium longicatenatum
Lineage: Eukaryota; Fungi; Ascomycota; Eurotiomycetes; Eurotiales; Aspergillaceae
Product: PT repeat family protein
Exons: 2
Coding region: 1-3915 (1304 amino acids)
Source: RefSeq, a predicted model, not a curated record
AUGGCGACCGCCGCAAUUCAUAAUGUCUCGGAUGAGACCCUCAAGGACCCUAUAGUGUCUGUGGAUGAGAAGUCCACCCAACCUGAAUCGACCGAAGCGGAUACCGGCUCGGGAGAGAAGGCCAAGAAGAAGAAGAACAAAAAGAAGAACAAGAAGAAGAACAAGUCUGUCUCUGAACCUGCCGCAGGAGAGGAGGCCAACGAUGCUGCCGAAACGGAGCCGGUGGUAGGGGAGACCGCGGAGGAAGCUACACAAAACGGAACAGAGACCCCAGCUGUCGAAACUCCCGCAGAGACUGAGGCAGAGGCCUCGGCCGUGGAGGAAUCGAAGCCCACAGAGUCUGCCGAACCAGCAACAGAAGAAUCUCAGCCUGCUGUUGAGACCCCCGCUACAAAUGGGGAGUCCGUCGAAACACCUGCUGAGGCCCCCGCAACCGAAUCCAACGAGCCCGAAGCUCCUAAGGCCGAAGAGACAACCACCGAAGCCACCAAGGACGAGCCUGCUGCAGAGACUGUCACAGAAGAAGCUACUGCUGAGCCCGUUGUUGAGGAAUCGAAGCCUGUCGAGACAUCGUCAGAGCCAGUCGCCGAGACUCAGGAAUCCAUUGCGGAGACUGCUGAAACCACAAAUGAAACCCCGGCUGUCGAAGAGACUGUUGCUGAAGUCACAAAGGAGGAGCCCGCCACAGAGAUCGCCGCAGAGGAAGCUACUGCUGAGCCCGUCGUGGAGGAAUCACAGCCCGCUGAGGUUGCGCCAGAGCCGGUGACCGAGGAGGCUCCCAAGCAGUCCACUACGGAGAGUGUCGAAACCACCACCGAAGCUCCGGUCGUCGAGGCCUCUGAAGAAACUCCCAAGGCCGAAGAAAUUGAGGCUCCUAAGACCGAAGAGACCACCGCGGAGGCCGCCACAGAAGAAUCUGUCGCCGAGCCUGUUGCUGAGCCUGUUGCUGAGCCUGUUGCUGAGCCUGUUGCUGAGCCCGUUGUCGAGGGAUCAAAGCCCGUUGAGUCUGCACCGGAGCCAGUGACCGAGAAGGCUACCCAGGAGCCUACCGUGGAGACCGUCGAGACCACCACUAAAGCCCCAGUCGCUGAUGCUCCUGAGGAGGCACCUGAGGUUGAGGAAGAGGAGGCUCCUAAAGUCGAAGAGACAGCUGCCGAGGUUGUCAAGGAUGAGCCUACCAUCGAGGAGCCUGUCGCCGAGCCCGCCGUCGCGGAAUCGAAGGAGACCGAGACUACUACUGAGGUGAAGGAGGAGGUCGCUCAGGAGCCUAUCACCGAGAGCGCCUCAGAGCCUACCCCCGAAUUUGUUAAGGAAGACGCUGCCACCGAAGCUGAAGCCGUCGAAUCCACCAAGGAAGCUACAAAGGCCGAGGAGACCAUUCCAGAGGUUGACCAGAAAGAGCCCGUUGCCGAAGUCACCACCGAGGAGAAUGUCAAGGAGAUCAUUGCUGAGGAGUCGCCUGUAGAAGCCGCCCCUGAGCCUGUCAUCGAAGAUAAGCCGGCUGCCGAAGAGACAUCUGUCGCUGCUGAGGAAUCAAAUGUUGAGCCGGCUGCCACCGAAGAGCCCGUCGAGGAGCCAGUCACCGUAGAGUCCGCGGCUUCUAAGGAACCCUCUGUGGUGGAACCUCCUAUGGAGAAGGUCGCUGAGCCCGAGACUGCUGCUGAAGAGCCCGCUCAAAUCGGGACAGUCGUUGAGCAGCCCGCGGCCGAGGAGGUAAAGGAGGAAAUCACUGCCCCAGAGACCGCCACUGCCGUAGAAGUCUCUGAGCCAACUAAGGAGGUUUCGGAGGAGACUACUGCUACAGAGCCUGUUGUUGUGAAGGCCCCCGUUGAAACAGCUUCGGUUGAAGAGACCCCUGCUGAGGUUGAGCAUAAGGAGGUUAUCGAGGAGCCUACCAAGGAGCCCGCUGUUGAAGUUCCCGUUGCUGAGGAGGCCCCCGUCGCUGAAGCCCCUGUUGUCGAGGAGACUCCCGCUGUCAAGGAGGCCCCUGUUGAGGUUCCCGCCGUCGAGGAGACCACUGUCGCUGAGGAGACCCCCGUUGUCGAGGAGGCCCCCGUCGCUGAAGCUCCCGUUGUCGAGGCUCCCGCUGUCGAGGAGACCCCCGCUGUUGAGGAGACUCCCGCUGUCAAGGAGACCCCCGCUGUCGAGGAGAUCCCCGCUGUUGAGGAGGCCCCCGUCGCUGAAGCCCCUGUUGUCGAGGAGACUCCCGCUGUCAAGGAGGCCCCUGUUGAGGUUCCCGCCGUCGAGGAGACCACUGUCGCUGAGGAGACCCCCGUUGUCGAGGAGGCCCCCGUCGCUGAAGCUCCCGUUGUCGAGGCUCCCGCUGUCGAGGAGAUCCCCGCUGUCGAGGAGACUCCCGCUGUCAAGGAGACCCCUGUUGAGGUUCCCGCCGUCGAGGAGACCACUGUCGCUGAGGAGACCCCCGUUGUCGAGGAGGCCCCCGUCGCUGAAGCUCCCGUUGUCGAGGCUCCCGCUGUCGAGGAGACCCCAGCUGUCGAGGAGGCCCCUGUCGCCGAAGCCACCGCUGUCAAGGAGGCUCCUGUUGAGGUUCCUGUCGUCGAGGCUCCCGCUGUCGAGGAGACCCCCGUUGUCGAGGAGACCCCCGCUGUUGAGGCUCCUGCUGUCGAGGAGAUCCCCGCUGUCGAGGAGACUCCCGCUGUCGAGGAGACUCCCGCUGUCGAGGAGACCCCUGUUGAGGUUCCCGCCGUCGAGGAGACCACUGUCGCUGCCGAGAUCCCCGCUGUCGAAGAGGCCCCCGUCGCUGAAGCCACCGUUGUCGAGGAGACCCCCGCGGUCGAGGCUCCCGCUGCCGAGGAGGUUUCUGCUGUUGAGGAGAUCCCCGCUGUCGAGGAGGUUCCUGCUGUCGAGGAGAUCACCGUUGUUAAGGAGGUUCCCGCAGCCGAGAUCCCCGCUGUUGAGGAGGCCCCUGUUGAGGUUCCCGCUGUCGAGACCCCCGCUGUCGAAGAGGCUCCUGUUGACACUACGCCACCUGCUCCAGUUGAGGAGCCCGUGACUACUAAUGAUGUUCCUAUCGCCAAGGAAGAGGAGCCUGUGGUGGAAGCCUCUGAGUCCGAGGCUGACGCUAAGAUCCAGGAAUUUGCGCCACAACAAUCUACCGAUCCCGAUGUCUACGGCGCAUUACUUGCUGGUCUUCGGCCCGCGAGCUCGUGGGCACCGAAACCCGCUGCUGUAGAGGAUUCCGCGAACAAGGAAGUUGAAGAGGCUCCCCAGGAUCAGUCUGCUGAGGAAACCGCUAAGGAAGCCGCUCAGGAAACCGCUGAGGAAACUGGCAAAGACACUGAUUUGACCGCUGAGGUUCUUGGCGCUGGAGCGGCGGCCGCUGCUACCGCCACAGGUAUUGCUGUUGCUGCGGCCGUGCACCAGUCCCACGAGGAAGCUGAGAACCAGACUGAGGCCAAGACUGAGAGUGAGGCACCUGCUGCAGAGGUGCAGCCUGAAGACAGUAAGCCUUUGCUCUCAGUCCCUGCAUAUAACGCGUCCGUACCGUCCUUCGAAGCUGAUUCGGUUCUCGCAGCACUUGUUGGCGAUGGCGAAGCCCUUCUCCAGAAGCUCAACCAGCCUUCCACCGACCAAUUGACCUCGAUCACAAAUAUCCAAGCACCACCCGCACAGCGCCCUGUUGAGAACCAACAGACUAAGGCAGUCCCUGAAAGCGAGCCCGCUACCGAGUCCAGCCAGAAGGCUUCCGCUCCUGCGCCUGUCCCCGAACAACUCACUCCCCCCACCACAACCACUGAUAACGGAGAUGAAGAUGCUCGUCCUACGAGCCAGAGUCGGUCAGUCGCCGCUCUUUCCAUCAAUAAUGCAUCUGAUAAUUGGCUCAAGGCGCUCCUGCGCACGGUCUUCAAAAGCGUUGGACGCAUGUUCCGUCCUUGGUCAUGGGGCAAGCAAUAG